Messenger RNA from Perca flavescens (yellow perch), 3438 nucleotides. RefSeq names its product polyhomeotic homolog 3 (Drosophila) (gene phc3a). Gene Ontology annotation, cellular component: nucleus; PRC1 complex. Bases 222 to 2963 code for a protein of 913 amino acids. NCBI's taxonomy places the organism in Eukaryota, Metazoa, Chordata, Actinopteri, Perciformes, Percidae. Gene Ontology annotation, biological process: negative regulation of DNA-templated transcription. The transcript has 15 exons. The record is from RefSeq and is a predicted model, not a curated record. Gene Ontology annotation, molecular function: chromatin binding; zinc ion binding; histone binding.
AGUAGGCUUCUUGAUUGGGACAAUGUGCCGGACCGGGUCUGGUCCGUUCUUAAUGGCCUGAUGGUCUAUCAAUACCAGGCAGGUAACGCCGACAAGAGGUGAAUGAUUGUGCAUGCAUACAGCGCCGUCUGAGCGAUGAGAAGAAGACCGACAGACAGGGAAUAAUGACAUCCUGAUUUGUUAAAGUUUUCCCAUUACUGAAUCUGUGUGUGACCUGGGAGAUGGAGAGACAGGGCCCAGGAGAAAAGCAGGCAGACACUAAUAGGACUGUAGCCACCACCACCCCCAUCACAUCAGCUGCCGUCACCAUGGCAACAGUCAACUCCGGCAGCACCACGUGCACCCAGGCACCCUCUACUUCCCUCAGCAUCAUCUCACCCGACAGACAGGCAGUCCAGGUGAUCCAGCACGCCAUCCACAGACCUCAGAGCAUGGCGGCCCAGUACCUGCACCAGAUGUACGCCGCCCAGCAGCAGCACCAGCUCAUGCUGCAGACAGCCGCCCUGCAGCAGCACCAGCACAACCCUCAUCUGCAGAGUCUGGCCACCAUACAUAAGGCUUCAGUCUGUCAGCGGCAGUCACCUUCGUCAUCCAGUGGCAGUUUGGUUCAUCAGCCUGCUGGUGUUUCCCAAAACUCAAUUACUUUGCCAGCAUCUCCAGUGACAGCUCACCUGAUUGGCCGAACCCAAACAUCCACUGGUGCUGCAACUACUAUAUCCCAGCAGGCCAUGCUCCUGGGAAACAGACCGGCCAACUGUAACCAAGCUCAGAUGUACCUUCGCACUCAGAUGCUUAUUCUAACCCCUGCAGCCACGGUGGCUGCAGUUCAAUCAGAGCUCCCUGCGGUCACCUCCUGCUCCUCUUUACCUACCUCCUCUCAGGUGCAGAAUCUCGCUCUACGUGCCCGCUUGCCUGGAUCUUUGGCCACAGCCCACAGUGUGAUUUUAAAGCCAUCUGCCCAGCCGCAAGCCGUUACUCCGGCCACCUCUUUAUCCAAGACAUCAAUCUGCGGGCUGAAAACCAGCCAGCUGACUGACACCUCAACAGAAACAGGACCGGCGGAUGUCACCCGGCUGGCCUCGGGCCCCCAGAUUAUAACCCCAGCCUACUCUCCGGUGCAGACCCACACUCUGGUCAAGCAGCAGCUGUCCUGUCUGCCAGGCCAGCGGGUGGCACACCACCAGCUCAUCCUCCAGCAGGCUACAGGAGGAGCUCCAAACCACAGACAGCUCCAGCCCAUCGCUCUCAGAGUAGCACCUCAAGAAACCAACUCCAGCCCUCUUUCUCUUUCAGUUAAAAGACUGACCACCCCCAGCACCCAAUCACACACCAACAACAACCCCCAAGGCCCUUCUUCUUCUUCUUCUUCUACGUCUGUCCCCAGCGUGUUUGCAUCCUCAGCUCAGACCUCAAUCCCAGCUGCCACCGUUCAACCUCAGCCUCCUCCUCUGGUGGCCGCUCCGCAGCGCCGGACCUCAUUCCCACAAGUGCAGAACCAGCCUCCACCACCUCCUCCGCCUCUGGUUCUCCCCAGGCUGCCCCAGAACCCCCCAGCUUCCCUCCAGAGGCUGUCCCUGCACUCGGUCCAGGCUUUGGCCGUCCAUUCGGGACAUAUGUUGCUGACAGAGCAGGAGCUGCCUGUAGCGGAGGCCCUGGUCCAGGUGCCCUACCAGAACCUCCCACCUCCUCAGACGGUGGCUGUUAAUCUUAAAGUGCAUCGAGUCAGAGACAAUGAAACUCCAUCCUUGGGACAAACGUGCAAAGUGAAUGGAUUGAGCUCAGAGGAGAGGAAAGAUGAAUGUUCUCCCAGUCCACAGCAGGACAGGACCCUGACACCUCUCAUUGGGCCUCCUAAGCAGAAUGGUGCAGUGAUGGGUUCAUCCUCCAUCAUAUCCAGUCGCCCAGUGAUCAGGUCACCAGUGGUGGAAGAACCCUCCCAGCUCACCACCACCAGCAGCAACCCUCCUCCUCUACCUCCUCCCGUCCUGCCAGCAGCAGUGAGAGGCCCCACCCAGCCCCCCUACUCCCCAACAAGCGUCCCAGAGAGCCCUGAAAGGAUACUCACAACCCACGUCCUUACACACCUUAUAGAGGGCUUCGUCAUCCGAGAGGGCCUGGAGCCAUUCCCGGUGGUCUCCUCUUCGCUGUUAGCAGACCAGCAGGCUUCACUGCCUGAAUCCCAGGAGAUACAAACCAACGGGGAUUCAGCAGCAGAGGACAGUCCGCUGGAUGCUGACCAGAUGGAUUCAACAGAUUCAGAGAUGGAAGACGAUGGCCCUGCAGCAGACGGUGAAGUUGCAGAGCUGGGCGAGAGUGCGGCAGGUGUGCUGCAGUGUGAGUUCUGUGGGAGCCAAGGUUACGCUCACACGUUCCUGCGCUCCAAACGCUUCUGCUCCAUGACAUGUGUCAGAAGGUUUAGUGUGAGCCGCACCAAGCGUGUCACUGUGCUGAGAGCAGGCCGCUGGGGUCACAGGCCCAUGGGCAGGAGAGGACGACCCCCCAGCAGGAGAGUCAAUGGAGCCUAUAGAGAACAUUUUCUGAGACAGGCACGUGGGUCGUUUGGCUCAGAAGAGAGCCGGCAAAGCUCACUGAUAGAGGAGGAAGAGCAGGAGGAAGAAGAGGAGGACGAGCCUCCCAUUCCCAUGACAACCAGGCUCCGUAAACAGGCCGAGAGAGCGCGAGAGAGGGAGAGAGAGCAGGAGCAGAGGAUGACAGAAACAAUCAGUGUUUCUGACGGAGAAGACGACGUCGGCUGUCCGUCUCAGUGGAACGUAGAGCAAGUGUUUUCUUAUAUCAACUCCCUACCAGGUGGUCAGGAUGUAGCCGAGGAGUUUCGCUCCCAGGAAAUAGAUGGACAGGCUCUGCUGCUUCUAACUGAGGAGCACAUGGUCAGCACCAUGAACCUUAAACUGGGGCCUGCACUGAAACUGUGUGCCCACAUUAAUUCUCUGAAAGAUGCAUAAACACAUUAACAUUCCUACUCUCCAAGAAUAGAUGUGUGUUGAUCUGGACCAGGGUGAAGAAAAACAGGAUGGCGUUCUUUUUAACAAGGAACAAGGAAGCACUACGCAUUUUUAACUUUUCCUAAGUUCGGACUUAUACAAAGACAGUUAAACCGUUUCCUGAGACCACUGCCAAGGAUUUCCUUCCUGAGUGAAGUCCACACACUGUUACAGCUGAUUUGAACAUAAAGAUGAGCAGUUCUUUCUAUCUCUUCUCGUCAUCCAAUUGUAGUGAUUGUAGCAGUUUGGCUCCAGUUAUCCAUUUGUUUCAAAAUGGUAAAUCGAAAGUGCUUUGUAUUAUUUGUAAACAAAGAAAACAACUUUACCUUAUUACACAUAAAGUUAAAGGAUGCUGCACAAUCUCAAAGUUUACAAAACAGAUGUAAUUUGAUAAAUUUAUCAUCAGCGAAUUAAUGACCUAUGGAACCAAACUGAU